Molecule: messenger RNA, 3734 nt
Organism: Drosophila subpulchrella
Lineage: Eukaryota; Metazoa; Arthropoda; Insecta; Diptera; Drosophilidae
Exons: 9
Coding region: 177-3575 (1132 amino acids)
Cellular component (GO): extracellular region
Molecular function (GO): chitin binding
Source: RefSeq, a predicted model, not a curated record
AUUUGAACGCUGCGCAUGCUCCGUGUAUAAAAAAUUCGCGCACUCCGCUGUCUUAGCACCGUUUUUUAUAACCGUUUUUCGUUGUUUAACAAAUAUGCUUCACUAGGCCAUUAAGCAAACUGGAAUACAAAACAGAAGUAAAAUAAUUGAAAGUGUGUGAGAAUCAAAGGAAUAAAAUGCGGAUCCCCAAGGGAAGAUUGAGCGACUGGCUUCUGCCAUUGGCAUUUGUUGCCAGCCUGUUUCCCUUUCUCCAAGCCACUGGCACAGUUCCUGAAACCCCUCAAAUCAAUGGAAAUCUCCGAGGCAGCCAGAACAACAGUGGCAUUGGCGACUCUGAUCUGAGUGCCUCGGAGCGGACUCGACGACUGAUACCCUAUAUGGCCUUCUAUCUGCCCGCCCCCGAGUUGCCCAUCAAUCAGCAGUAUGCAACGAAGCACUCGUCAUCGGCUGGCGGGGCACAGCUGCAGGCACCACCGCCAGGACCAGGAAGGAUACCAGUGCCGGUGGCCUACAUGCCGCAGCACAAGCACCAUCCUCACCAUCACCAGGGACCCCCUCAUCCGCCACCACUGCCGCACUAUCAGUCGGGAGCAGGCGAGGUGUACCACUCACUGGCCAUUGGGGGCCACCAGCAUCAGCAUCCCCAUGCGCCCCCACAUCCGCCACCUGGUCAUGUCAAGGAGCAGACGGCAAUAACCGAUUCGGGUGCCACUUUUAUUGCCUAUAAGCCGUUGAACCCGACGCACAAGCACAAGACGGUGCAGCAUUUUCCGCCGCUGCCGCCGUCACCCAAGGAGCAACUGCAGCAUCCACAGCAUCCUCAGCAGCAGCAGCACCUCCUCUUGCACCACCAGCAGCAACAGCAACAACCACAACAAUUUGAGAUACUAUCACCGGGAUUGGUGGCAUCAUCCCAGUCGCAGCGCCAGCGAGGCAAACAAUCAAAAAUCAAUUUAACGCCAUUUACAGCGCAGAACACAUUGCCGGGACAGUUUAUACCCAUUAUUUAUACGCCAGUGAGCAGCGGCAGCAAGCCGGGCUCCACCAAUACCAUCAAUUACAACCUGAAGCAGCCAGAAAUUGUCUAUAAAAAUUCCCAUCAAACACAAAUCGUUACGGAUUAUGCAGCCGGAGCUGUUGCCUCAGCGGGGCAGCCUUCAUCAUCAUCUGAUGAGGAGUUGGGAAAAGAAGAGAAGGUGGAGGAGCAGCAGGAGGAUCAUGGCGCCGAAGAGGAGGAGGCGGUGGAGGAGCAACAGCACCAGCAAGUGCAAAACAAUCCAAGCAUUGGCUACGCUUCCGUCUCGGUGGCCGAUUCGAGCGCAGCAGCUCCCGCCACACCAUCCACUAAAAACGCAUUGAUAAUACAUCAAAAAUCGCCGACAUUUGGGCAUGUAAGUAAGUACGAAAGUUACUUCAACAUGGCCCCGCCCACGACUAGUGUUGGUGGCCAUCAUCCGCAUCCUCAUCAGCAGCAUCCGCAUAUGACGCCGCAGGAGAAAUAUGUGCUUUACUUACAACAGCGCAUGAAACAGCAAAAACAUCAGCAACAUCAGCAUCUGCAGCAGCAGCAGCAGCAUUACGACUUUUCACAUCCGGUGGUGCCGGCACAAAGCAAUACACUGGCCGGCAGCCACCAGCCACAACAACAACACACCCAUCUGCAUCCCCAUCAUCCCCAGACCAAGACCCAUCACCCGAACAAGUACGAUGCCCUCUACGUAAGACCGGAUGCGACUGCUGGCCAACAGGUGCUGCACAUCCCGCUGCGCGCCCUCAUGGCCCACGUCCAAGAGCAGUCGCAUUCCCAGUCGCAAUAUCAGUCCGAGUCGCAGGCACAGCCGCCGCGACUUGAGUUUGCAAAGGAUGAGCCGCUUGGUUCCCCAUCACCGCCGCAGUUUAUUGACUAUCUGAUAGAUGGACCCAGGCAAUCGUUGGAUGAGGAGCAGCAGCAGCAUUCCCAGCAUGAGCGUCCCUCGGCCCAUCAGCCACCGCAGCAUGCUUACAUCCUGGUGACCACAACAGCUCCACAUAUCGAGCAUCAACCGGCGCCACAAAUGCAUCCUGAAAUUUCCACAUCGCGUCCUCCGAUUCUCUAUAACCAUCAGCCCACACUGCGUUUGCAGCCAGUGCAUAAUUACAAGGCCACCAGGCGUCCCAUUUAUGUGACCACGCCCUCGCCAGCGGGGCCGCCCACUCCAAGUCACACGGUAGAGAUUACGCCGAAAUAUGUCUAUGUUUCCGGAAAGCCUCCCAGUGCCCAGCACCCAGAGUUACCACAUAGGGAACCCUCUACGGUAACGCCCAUUAAACUAAAACCCGUUUUUAAAUACGCCCACGAGCGACCUCCAUUAACGCCGGCAUUUAGACCAGAGGAUGAGGAUCAGCUACCAGAUAUCCGCACCUCAUCGCUGGCCGAAAUUCUUCAUAAGCUUCAGGCCAGCAAUCAUCUGCCACAAACUUUAACACCCGAUAAUAUCGACAAUUCCAUCAAAACAUUGAUUCGCAUACUCCAGAACCUAAAGCAAACCCAAACCAUUGUGGCCAAUCCUCCGCAGCAUCACGAGGAGCACAAGCCCAGUUCCCAGGACUACGAUUACAAUACGGGUAGCGAAGAGGAGCAUCAUUCUCAAUCCGAAGAGGACAAAGAGGCGGUUGCCAAGGCCAAGGGACCAAAUAAGCAUCCUGGACCAAGUACAGGAAGACCUGGCAUCGAUUAUCCCAACUAUGCGGAGAUUCCUCAAACAAGUUUUGAGUGCACCAAGCAACGAUACAAGGGAUUCUUUGGCGAUCCAGAGACCAAUUGCCAAGUCUGGCACUAUUGCGAUCUCAACGGCGGAAAGGCAUCUUUUCUUUGUCCCAAUGGAACUAUAUUCAGCCAGAUUGCCUUGACCUGCGACUGGUGGUUCAAUGUCAAAUGCUCGACGACCGCGCAGCUUUAUGUUCUAAACGAGCGACUUUACAAGUACAUACUGCCUUUCAAUCCGAAGUUUCCCGAGGAUUACAACGGACCCAUUGUGGAUAAGUACCUGGCCAUGAAGUUCCAGGAAAUGGAGGAAAAGAUGCGUCAGGAGAAGCAACGCAAAGCCACUGAACAAGCGGAGAAACCCGUUGAAGCUCCAUCCACGCCUGCGCUGCCCAAAAAUCAUAAACCUGAACCCAAACAUGGUAGUGGAAUUAAUGCCCAGGUGUAUGAGCAAAGCUCCGAGAGAAAUCUACUGAUCGACGAUGAAAUAGAUGAUAUAUCGGAGCGUGGAACCUAUGAUACGUACGAUCAAGCAGCACCCACAACAAUAAUGGCUCCUACAAGCACCCAGGACACACAAUCCUAUGUUCUCAAACCCAUCGUAGUGUCCUCCACUCCACAACCGCAUCAGGAAAUUGAUUUCGAAGCAGAACCAACGGCCCUGGAAAGCAGCGAAGAGGAGGAUAAACUACAGAGCUUAAGGGAAACAAAGGAAGCAGAGAAACAGAGUCGGGAAACCACAAAAGUAAGCGUAGAAAAGCUGGAAGUGAUUGAGAUCAAAACCGAUGGAAACACCGGACAACUGAUGCCCAUCAAGAAUAGUAGCAAAUGAGCAUUCUGAUGAAUUUAUGAAGAGCUUGCCAUAUUUGUAAUGAGAAAUUCGUCUGCGAGUUGGUUGUAUAAUCCCUAAAUUAUUCUUAGCGAGCAAGUACUGUAAAUAGCUAGCUGUAAAUGCAACUGUAUACAUACCUAUAGCUAUAGUGAAAUAAAA